This is a messenger RNA of Topomyia yanbarensis, 6509 nucleotides long. RefSeq names its product protein Smaug (gene smg). Gene Ontology annotation, biological process: negative regulation of translation; nuclear-transcribed mRNA poly(A) tail shortening; regulation of DNA-templated transcription. The transcript has 6 exons. Gene Ontology annotation, cellular component: P-body. Bases 1090 to 4836 code for a protein of 1248 amino acids. Gene Ontology annotation, molecular function: translation repressor activity; protein binding; mRNA binding. NCBI's taxonomy places the organism in Eukaryota, Metazoa, Arthropoda, Insecta, Diptera, Culicidae. The record is from RefSeq and is a predicted model, not a curated record.
GCACUCAGCAGCAGCAGCAGCCACCAUCCGAGAGAAGUGGAGCCGUCGUCGAAAGUGAGCUGUGCUUGCAGGAGUAUCGUCGACACACGUACCACACUACUUGUGUUGUUUGUUCCUUGCUGUAGCGUUUCCGCGUGUGGACGCCAUUGUUCAUUCUAUUGUUUAGCAAACUAGGCGCCAUAUUCGGUGGAACAAUAGCCAAACCAGAAGGCAUUUUGCGCUCUGUGCGACAUCUUGAAUUGCGUCGGAACGUUGGUUUUGUGAAACGCAGAAAGGAAAGGUUUUCUUCGUUUUCUGUGCGUGUUCAUCGGUGUGUGCGAGUGGUGGCUUUUCUGUGCGCGUACGUGUGUGAACUGUCAAAUUGAAGAAAAUCAAAAAAAAAAUGAAAAUGUGUGCUGUGUAGUGCGAAAAGAGAAGCAGCAGCGAGAAGAGCGACUGGCAGAAGAAAAGGCCACCGCCAUCGGAAGAAAGAGGAAUUUUCGCUACUCGUUCGACUUUCGGGUGUUUCAAAGCGUACAAAUGUCCGCAAAAUAACGAGAGUUCCGCUGUCAUUUCCCGUUGGAUUUAACCUCGCGUAUAGUUUCUUUUUUUCGUGUGUAAUUCGCGGCUAUAAGUGGACGAAGAAACGCAAAUUCUGGUGUCGGGCGGAACGAAUCGGACGACGGGAAACGGCUUGCUAGCUAGCUGCGGUACAGGCUUUUGUCUGGCCUGGCGUCGGGACGCGGGCGAACUUGAAAAAUUGUCUAUUUUCGGAAGAUUAUAAUAAACUACGCGCAGGAGGAUUCCUCGCCUCACCCGAGUGAAGGUGCCACUAUUGCGUGUGUGAGCUGGUUGGCUAUUUAACGACAAGUAACAAAUAAUACAAAAUCAAAAAAAAGAAUAGCAAAACGCCAAGACGAAACACAAAUGCUGCUGAAGCAAAGACAGAACGAUUGUAACAAUCGAUACCCAUUCAGAACGAGAGAGCACUAGGCGAGCACACAGACAAGAACUGCCGCCAGCUGUACCGUUGCUCUCCCCCGCGAAAAUCCUACCUUCUGGCAAUUACUACACGGGAAAAACUGACACGGCCAGACGAAACAGAACGAAAUGAAAAUUUCCGGUGGCAAUCAGGUGUUGUUUUGCGAGCAGGUGGGCACGGUAACUUCUUUUUUCGAGCAGUGGAACGACUGCGAACGAACGGUGGUUCUCUAUGCGCUGCUAAAACGAGUCCCAUUUGCCAACUUAAAGUUCCUGCAGCUAUCGAUCGAUUAUAACCUUGCCCAGAACUACAGCUCCCAGAGCAAGCUGCAACUGCUAGAAACGCACGCCAACAAUGCAAACUUUUUGAACAAACUUGUCCAGCGAUAUCAGACCACCUGCUGCGGGAUGGUGGGUGCUGGAGAGACGGGGCCAACCGCCAACAAUAGUAAUAAUAAUAAUAAUAACAAUAACAACAACAAUUGUAACAUUGCCAACAACAAUUUGACCCCACCCGAUUCGGGCUACGAUUCGGAGAAGAAAAAUUCCACCUUUGAUCUGUCCUCAACUUCUUCCUCAUCCUGUUCGUCCACAUCGGGUAUGUCCUGCGGUUCGUCCUCAUCCCAAGCGACGACGCCAGCAGCGACAGUGGGUGGCGCUUCGGCCACGAACAAAGCUGACCAGGGCAACCAGCCGCCCAGUCUGUCGACGACAGUGGUGGCGCAAAGCAAAACCAAACUGACCGAAACCAAGAAGGACAUCCUGAACGACAUGCUGACGUACCUACCACUGCUCAAGCCAGGUAACGACGACGUGAAGAGUGUGUACAUGUCGCUGAUUCCGGCCGCAGUCGAAGACGCCUGCCAGCAGGCGGUACCCACUGAGCUGGUGCAGCACAUACUGUCCUAUCUGCUGAUACAUCCGGCAGUGAAUAAUGACGAUAGAAGAUCUCUUAGUUACUGGCUGCGCCAUCUGGAGGAGCACAUCGCUUCCUCUUACAUCCCGACAACGCUUACCACGACCUCAUCAGCGGUAGCAGCAACGGCCAGCAGCGCCUGCAACAACACCAACAACAACGCAAAUAAGCUUACUCCAUGUGGCAGCAGCUACUUCAUCCUUCCACCGGCAGCUAACGCAGCAGGCAUGAACCAACAACAGCAGCAUCAGCAACAACAGUCACUUGUUGGUAGAUCCAACAAUCCGGCCGCCCCUAAAUCCGGUAGUCAACAAUCGUUACAGUUCCUCGCAGCUGGCUCUUGGCACCAUCUUCCACGUCACCAGCAACAUCAUCAUCAGCAACAACAACAACAACACCCACAUCUUCACCAGAACAGUGGCAGUGGUAGCACUGACAGCAGUAAUCAACUGUCCCAGCAGCCUACACCUUCGCUCAGCAUUUCCAAUUCCACCACAUCGCUGUUGUCUAAAUCUCAGCAGAGUCUGAAUCAGGCGAGCAGCAGUAGCAGUAGUUCUAGUUCUUGUCUCGAUAGCACUGCCUCGCAGCUGCUGAAAACAACCAACAUGCUGGUUAGUCUGGAUUGGACACCGGAAGUUCCUGGCUCAGAGGAAGGGGAUAGAGGAGGUGGAAAUAGUGCCGGUAGCAUGGAAAAUGUUUCGAUCAAGGAGUUUGUUCCGGUUCCAUUCGGCUAUCACACACCGGCAGGAAGUAACAAACCGAUGGGCAAUAGUGCCAACAACAAUAGCAGUAGCAACAGUACCAAGCACCAUCAUCUGAUCGCUUCUUCUAGUCAAGCCCAAGGCUAUCUGGGCAACAGUAGUGUCAAUAGUACCUUGACGAACGGCAACAGUUUAAAUCUGAACGGCAGCGGCAAUCUGAGCCAUACAAUGGUCCUGACGGAUCUGGACUCGAGUGAUGAUAAUCAUCUGAGCUUCAGCAAGAACGGGACGGAGAUUUUCGAUUACGAUUGUGAUUACGAUAACGAGGAAGAGUUUAAUUAUCUAGCUCGAGCGGCGGCAGUAGCUGCUGCUUCCGGAGGAGCAUCUUCCAUCGGAACUAGUUCUAGUUCCGGGGUGCACACCGCGGCUGGUUCCGCGGUUACGGCCGGAACAGGAACCGGAACAGUAGGUCCUGGCAGUAGCAGUGGUAGCAGUAAAAAUCGUGUUUCCUUCGAUGCUAACAUUAGCGACUAUUUAAGGGUUCCUCCGAUUGCGGUGGGAGAUUUCGAUAUGGACGGAAGUGGCCUGUUGAAAACUCGGCGAUCCAACAGUUUGACAACCACAGUGAGCAGUGCGUGCGGGCUGUCCGUUGGGGAACUGAACCAACAGAAACAGAACAACGAAUGCCUGUCGGCGGAAAACCUGAGCAAUUUACAGCUGUUACAGAACAAACCGCGAAGCUUUUCACUCACAAUGGAAAGUCCCCGUUCUUCGUUGACUUCCAGUGGUUCGGAAACCCGAUUGGAUGAUUUUAAACAACAUCAGAUGGCUAAAAUGUACGGACAGCCGAAUGUCGGAAUGUCUGGCAUUGCUCACUGGUUGAAAAGCUUGCGGCUGCACAAGUAUGUGUGGUUAUUUUCCAACCUUACGUAUGAGCAAAUGUUGGACAUGAACGAGGAAUAUCUAGCGAGUCUUGGUGUUACCAAAGGAGCCCGCCACAAACUGGUUCUUUGUAUACAAAAACUGAAGGAAAGAUACGGAGUUCUUGUCCAAAUGGAAAAGGAUCUGCUUGCUACUGGCGGAACCAAAGGUCAGCUUACUGUUAUGUUUGAAGAAUUGACAGGUCUUGUGUUGACGCCGAUCAAACCGACUGGACUCGAUCGUAAGGAUGAUAUUCCCGGGCAGUUUAUGAAGCUGUUCGAUUUGAUCGGAUCAAUUCUGCUGGCGAGGCCUGUCUGUGGUUCGCAAGAGGAAGAGUAUCUAAACGUCUACACCUGGUUGUUGGAACGGGCCCUGCAUAAUGAGGCAUUUGCACCGCACGUGGUGCAAAUCAAAGAGUACAAGUACAAGGCUAACAAAAUCAAGAUGCAGUUUACACCGAAGGCUCACUAUGUGAAAAAUGCUAACCUGAAUGGGAACAUCAACAAACCAAGGUGGAGCGCCACAAACAAACACAAAUCAAACAACGCUAGUGAUCUGCAGAAAACGCCCCAUCGGAAAAGUUCAUUGCAGUAUUUCACUUCUCCGAUGCAGCAGCAAUCGCAACCAUCUCAACAGCAGCAGCAGCAGCAAAACACUUCCUCUUCUCACAGUCAUCUUCAAGCAAUUCCACACCAGUAUCAGUAUGGUCAUGGUCACAAUGCGAACGCUGGUACUGGUCACAACAACAACUACAACAAGAGUUCGUCCUAUCCGAACUUUGCUUCUAACUUAUCCAGUAGUGGAGGUGGUAGUGGUGGUGCAACCAUCGGUACCGGAAGCAACAUCAAACACCAUUCCCAACAGGGUCAAAGCCAAAUUCAGGGUCAACAACACCAGCCGCAACCAUCGCAACAACAACAACAACCGAAGCAACAACUACAACAGCAGCAGGUACAACUUUCACAACAAACGCACGUUCCUCAUGGCAACUUCAUGUAUCAUCGACACUCGUUGAACAACAUUUCCGCUCACCAGCAUCAGCAGCAGUUUUUGCAGCAAUUGCAGCAGAGCCAACAGCCCCAGCAAUCCCCUCUACUGCCGUCGAUCUAUCUGACCACAAUGGGUGGUGGUCCACCGGUGGCGGCCGCUGGUGGAAAGGUCAAAUCCAACCCAUCAACCGAGUCCGGUUCGACGAAGGGCACUGCGCAGCAGAAACAAUCGUCCGGUCCUAGCACAACGGAUCUACUCGGCAGUAAGAGCCAGAACAACAGCAUCGGAGACAUCAACAGUCGGCUGGAGUUUCUCUGUCUGCAAAUGACCGAGCAAGCAAUCAACUGAAUCUAUGCCGUGGAGGUGAGGAGUAGUGGUAGAGUAGCAGUUGUUAGUACGUUGUUUAGUUUAGCGGAAUCGCUCGAGACAAUGCGCGCCCUCGUUCAUGUUGGUCUCUUCGGCAGCUGCCAGUGUUUGAAAAUGAUAAUACAAUUCACUCCAGGCGAGGGAAAGAUUGAUCCAUUAGACAAGCUAACGACGGGCUGCUGCAGCAUUGGUUUGUAUGAUGGGAGGGUGUGCAGAACAUCGACGACAAAACCGGUAGUUUUCAAUUCUUGACGCUCUUAAAAUUAUUAAGCUUAAAAAAGAAAGAAAGCAGACAAGAAAAUCUAUUUCGAUUAACUAUAUAUCUAUUUAGCACUCUCAGAAAACAAUUGAAAAGCAAAAAUGUGGUUAAACAAUUCCCUAGAGACAACUUUGAUAGUUUUUUUUUUAACACUUUGACUCUAGCUAGACAAGCUGCAGUUGGUAAUUUGAAAUGAAGGUAAGGGAAUGUAAUAACAGAGAGAAUGUAGGAAAAUCUCCUUCAGAAAAAGCGGGUAUUUGAAAGUGGUAGUAUUUUUGUUAUUACAUAAUUUUUUAUAUUAGUUUUUGUCCUAACAAAAUUUCAUGAAAUUUUACUAUUUAUACACAAGUAGACGUAUUUCUCUCUUUAUUGAACGAAAUAAAAUCAAAACAGCUAUAUGUCCCAUUUUAUCGAAACGGAACGCGAGAGCAACAUUUAUUUGAAACGGUAUAGUGCGAAAUCGGAGACCCAAAUCGAAGCCAGGUGCAGAAAAAAAACCCUACUGCAAAACGAAACGAAAAUGUGAUUGUGAUUUUGUUUUUCAAAGAGUAUCAUGUACUAUUUUUAUGAUUGAGUGAUCAAUACACCUGCCGCAAAUGGAAUCAAUUAUUUAUUCGAGCGAUUGUCAGCCAGAACAACAAUUCGCACCUGUACUAAUCAUAUAGAUCUUAUUGAUGUGUCACUUUAAUUGUUACAACAAAAAAACCGGAACCAUUUUUGGGCGGACCUCAAACCGCUGCAAAGAAAUAUAUUUUCUUAGUAGAUUAUUUAUUGUCUCGUGAGCUCUGUAUGUUGUGUAAAUAAAACGAAACAAAAAUGUCUUUCGGUUUCUCUGAAAAAAAAAAACACGACUUUUAACAAUUGAGUCCAAAAAACGAAAGUUAAAUAAAAUCAAAUCCCUACCACACAGGCGAAGAUAUGUUCCAUUGUUUAAUUGUAGAUCAAUCAAGCAGAAUAUGUCUUCAGGAAGGUAUAAGUAGAAGGAGAAAUUGUGGAAAAAUAACCGGCGUUGUUAUAUAUUUAAUAGAAAGUAAACUAUAUUUUGUUCCGUUUAAUUUUCUCGAAGCUUCCCGCGCUGAGAUGAAUGCAUAUUCUAUAGUUGUAAGUACUCCGUUCGCUGGGAGCGCCGAUCUCUGUCGUACUAAACGCGGACUGGGCCGGUACAGAAGGGGGCAAACAAGCUUCCCCCAACUGUCAUUAUAGGGCGAAUUGGUGUAGAGUCAGUAGUGUUUACACGGAAUUGUGUACUUGCUUACAACUAAUUAUACUAUAGUGGAAGAAAGGCAUGCCGAACAAGCGAGAAAAAUCAACCAGUUUUAUGUAGUGCAGUUUUUAUUAUGAGAAAUGGAAUAAAACAAAUCUAGUAACGGAAAAUAUUUAUUUUUGAACCGAAUAA